Molecule: messenger RNA, 542 nt
Organism: Morus notabilis
Lineage: Eukaryota; Viridiplantae; Streptophyta; Magnoliopsida; Rosales; Moraceae
Product: nicotinamide/nicotinic acid mononucleotide adenylyltransferase-like
Exons: 5
Biological process (GO): NAD+ biosynthetic process
Molecular function (GO): nicotinamide-nucleotide adenylyltransferase activity; nicotinate-nucleotide adenylyltransferase activity
Source: RefSeq, a predicted model, not a curated record
CAAAGUUCCUAUCAACGCACUCUGACCGUUUUGUGUAGAGUCAAAAGUUUCUUAUGUGAGGGAAAUAUGAUACCCAGAGAAUCUCUCAAGGUCGUGGUUGUCUACGGUUCCGAUCUCCUCCAAUCUUUUUCCAUUCCUGGAUUUUGGAUUCCUGAGCAGGUCAGGACCAUAUGCAGUGAGUAUCGUAUGGUUUGCACUCGAAGAGAAGGACAAGAUAUUGAGAAAAUUUUCUCAGAUGAUCCGAUUUUGAAUGAGAACCGGGAUAACAUAAGAAUUGUGGAUGAACUCAUACCGAACCAAAUAAGCUCAACAAGAGUGAGGGAUUGCGUUUCAAGAGGUUUGUCAAUAAAAUAUCUGACUGAGGAUGAAGUGAUUGAUUAUAUUAAAGGAAACCAUCUUGACUUGAACUCAAACGACAAGUGAUGCUCACUCUACUUUUAGGCAAUGGAUUUAUUUAAAACAAAAGAGAGAUAGAAAGAAUGAUUUAGCAAGAAAAGCCGAAAGUGCUUCGUAUAAAGUGAAAGAAUCUGUAGGACUUUCAG